AUGUCGUAUUCGUAUGGGCAUGGUGAAUAUCACAACGAAUCUGCGUCAGCUUUAUCUUCGAGCUCUCAGCUUCCGCAAUGGGAAACCCUAGAACAGCACCAUACUGAGCCGCAGCAACAGCCUCAACAGCAAUCGGAAAUUGUCCUCUCACCAACUCAGCCCAUUCCUUUUUUCCCUAUGGCAGAUGAGUACCUCACAACAGACCAGCUACACCAGCUACACUCCCCUACUGACCCUCAUCACUCCCUCCUUUCACACCGAAGUUCCUACGAUUCCACCUCAGAUGGAAGGUUCAAUAGCCUUUCGCCUGGUGACAUUGGAACUCCAACCUCCACAUCUGCAGAUCCAACCACAAAUCCUAGUCGCAGUCGCCGUGGUGGAAGGCAAGCUCUCCGUCGUGUACAAACCAGGGCAAUGACAAAUCCGUACCCUCCUUCAUCCAUGCACGCGAUGCAACCGCCCCCAUUGCCCACAGGAAGAGAACACCGAGUUGGGGAUUCAACGCCGGCCAUGCAUCGUUCUCCACCCGCAAUUACAACAUCCCCAACCACGCCCAUACUGGGCUCUCCAAUGGCAGGAGCACAGAGCGGAGGAUAUUCAGAGGCUAAUCGGAUCUCUCCGUAUUCUCCUUCUGGCAACGUGUUGCCUCCGCCGCCCACUCCCCCGACCGGUACAAGCAUAUCCACUUCAGAGCACCCGGUUCCAGCGCAGGUUCAACGUCCACAAGCUCAGUCUCAGCCUCGACGUCGAUUGAUUCCUAGAGCCGAUAUGCAUUAUGAUCCACAAUCGCACGUCCUGAGCGUCUCCAUGGAACUGCCUGGUGUGAAGAAGGCGGAACUUCGCCUCACGCUUUCAACUUGCUUGUUUAAUCGAGUCCGACAACUGACUGUCAAAGGCCGAUCGGAUCCCGUAUUCGCAAAUGGUAGUAGCUCGUUGGUUGGAAAUAAUACGGAUGGAUCACGAGCUCCUGAAGGUGAUGGAGAUACGGCUAUGGAUGCUGAACCUCGUGGCGGUGGUGGGCAAGGCGACACUGUUGGUGGUGCAUUGUACCGAUAUGCUGUCAGGGAGAGAAAAUACGGGGAUUUUUCGAGAAUUUUGAAUGUCCCGUCCGAAACUAGACCCGAGGAUAUCCAAGCAGAAAUGGAGAACGGGGUCUUGACGUUGAAGAUUGUCUGUGGCCCACCUGCGGAGUCCCCGGAUACGCAAGUCGUACCAAUCCGCUGA
This is a messenger RNA of Marasmius oreades (fairy-ring Marasmius), 1224 nucleotides long. RefSeq lists its product as uncharacterized. The record is from RefSeq and is a predicted model, not a curated record. The transcript is spliced from 3 exons. Lineage: Eukaryota; Fungi; Basidiomycota; Agaricomycetes; Agaricales; Marasmiaceae. The coding region runs from base 1 to 1224 and encodes 407 amino acids.